GCGAAAGAGUGAAGGACGAGGUGCCAUUGUGAGAGAACUACGAAUCUCGAGGCCGUCCCAGGUGUUUGCCCGAGACGCGGUUCCGGUCGAUUAGUCAUACUCUCCCUUGCUCAUUACGAAACUAUCAAUCAACAUGCUGCCUGUCAUUUACGUGUACGUCGCUGCCAUCGCGUGCUGUUUUGCCCGGUCUGCAAAAGACGGGGGUGACGUGGAGAACGCCGACAAGGUAAGCAUGUUAUGAUAAUGUGAAAAAUAAGAAGAAAAAUCCCUCUUUUGCUUAAUGAAGACGCAUCCGUACUUUUCUCCACAAUCAAGUUUUAGGAUUACCACUAUGCAAUUUUUCUUUUAGGGUUCGCCUUCAGCUCGUGGGUUUCUUGCGAAGGACGCAGUUACUGCGGAGUUAGAAAUCUCACCUGCUGCCGCUGAGGGUCGACCCCCUCUUGACGAUGUUACCGGCACCAUUGUGGAAUUUGGUGGAGAGCCUGGCGACGAUGUACCGGUUGCUUUGGGUGCGACCACCGUCACGAAGGAGGGGCCCGCCCCGUCUGGACAGGCCGAAGAGACUGGUGAGAAAGAGCAACCUCAGCAGCCGAGCUCUUCUGAAGAAAAAGCCGACGCUGCAGCUGCAAUAUUGUCCAUCGCUGCUCCUGCUGUUGCUGCAGAGGAGAGUAAAAGUACAGCUACCCCUGUCAAGGAGGAGAGCAGCAAAGAGGAACCGGGCAAGACUGCAGAGGAGCCGGCUGCUGACAAAACUGCAGGCGAACCUGGCGCGACUGCUUCCACUUCUAGGGAAACGACUUCUAGUGGUGGAGGAGCUUCACCGAACAAGAAAGUGAGCGAGAUGAUGAAGAAGUUUGGCGGUACUGGUGGUAGCUCGCCUGCGGCCAAAGCCACGCCGAAGGAAUCAGGUGUGAGCACAGCCAAGAAGUGGCCGAAGCCAGGGCAGCCGAAGGAUGCAACGUCUGCGACCGUGUCUGAAAGCGCUCCAACUGGCACUGGUACAACUCCACAAGCAGCUGCUGCUGACGUCGAAAUGUUGCCGGAGAAAGAAGAAGGCAGUCCAAGCGCCACUCAGGAAAAUAAAGACACGGAGCCGACUGCGGCUGUGUCUUUCGUUGAGGGUGGACAAGGAACCGGUGGUGCGAUGGAUGUCGAUUCGAGUACAGCUCCAGUGGAACACGAGGAGACGAGUGGGGCGCCGGGGGAGGAGUGUGCCGCUCCGGUGAGCAAUACCGCGGAAGGCGCGCUGCUGUCCGCGAACGUGAACAGUCAGUUGGCCACGGAUAUCCAAGAGAAGAUGACCCUGGAAGACAAGGAAACGAACGCUUUGACAGCUAGCCGAGCGUCGUCGCUCGUCGAUACAUCUGUAUUGAAACCGGACUUAGACACCGAGGAGGGCGAAGGCGACGAAUCGAAGGGCGCAACAUCGCCAACCUUCCUCGGACAGAACAUCGGCGACGACGCAAUGCUUGCCGCGGAACCCAAGGAUACUGCUGCCCCCGCUACUGCUGCUGCUGCUGAUCAAAGUCCGAAGACACAAGAGGAGAGCAAGCUGGUUGUCGACCUCCUUUCGGAUGACAUUAACAUGGAGGGACAAUUACCGGCAGCAGCUCCUACCUCCUCUUCCAGUGGUGGUGGAGCCGUAGCUGCUAUGGAAGUUAUGGUAGUGUUAAGUACUUAACUACUUACAUAAUCAGCAUCAACAGCAUUGAACAUGCUCAAUGCUGUUGUUGAGCCGCACGUGGCAGUCGCGAGCGUGGCUUCACUUUUUCUCAGAAAGAUGAUUCAAAGAUCGGUGAUCUAUCUCAGACACCUGCAUCACUCUAAAACGACAGGAGACGGAGGUAGCGCUGCUGGGGCGGUCACCGCCCAUACUGGCGACGACGAGACACAAAGGAGCAUUGUGGGAAAUCGCAUCAGAUUCUUUGAACAAAUAGUGCGGUCGAAGGGAAAGGAUAGCGUCACUGGCCGGGCAGCGAAGGAAGUCAAGUCGAGCAAGGACACUGCGGAAAAGGAACCUUCGGCGUAAUCCUGGAAGGGACUUGCGCUGACUGUAAGUUGAUAUUGGAUCGAAAGCAGUCGCGCUGAUGGAGGAGGUGCAUGAAUAAGUAAGAGAUUCCCUUGAGCACCAGUACGACUUGCAUAUAGUCAUCAUUUAUUUUCUUCAUACUACAUCUGCAUGGUAGUUCCAGGUCUCGUCAUUGUCGCUGAAUUAAAUACUUAAUAUCUCGGGCAAAGGCGACCAGAAUAUUUACAGGAGGACGAGGACCUUUGAGUCAGACACUGAGUUUGCAGAAACAAGACGUAGUACUUCUUUGGCAUAUACUUAUGCGAAGGAAUACAGCUAGAAACUGCCCGUGAGACAAACACAAAUCUAUCUAUCACCGGCUGUACAACUAGGGAAUUAUCUUCUAUCAAUCUUUAAUUCCUCCUUUUCAUAUCUUUAUCCAUCAAUUUUGAGAACACAGAUGCCGCUAGCAGAAUGCAUGGUAACUGUGUGAGGAGAUGGACAACCAUGGCACUGUCGUGAUCCGUAGUUGAGAAUCCGGCACCCUUGUGAUUGUGACCUCAUAGAUGACCAACGAGCCAGAAAACGUGAAAGUUUUUACCAAUUUGUGUGAUAAAGGUCUCGUAUUUACCAGCCGUUAUAGAAGUGAAAGAAAACGAUUCUUCUUCGUGACAGGAAUAGACUUUAGACGCAUCACUGGGUGUCAUCUCACCGAAAGCAUAUACCAAUAGCGUAAGCUACUAACAACCAAGAACUACAUAGAUUUUUCACGACUGCUCUGACUACGUUUCACACACUGUCGUUGUGCAGGAACAAAGCAUGUGCGCGUCGGACCGUCUGUGUCGAU
Molecule: messenger RNA, 2855 nt
Organism: Amoebophrya sp. A25
Lineage: Eukaryota; Dinophyceae; Syndiniales; Amoebophryaceae
Source: the annotation of a GenBank genome assembly